UUAUCAGCAUCAGUCGUUCGGCAGAUGCUCGAGGGAGAGGAUGUCUGUGUUCUUGAUAGCUCUGUUCGCGUGUCUGCUUUUCCACCAGGACUUAGCCUACCUCCUGGAUAGGACAUGCGAAGGACAUGUAGAGCUCGGCCCAAAAAUUACCGCUGGGAUAGACGCUCGGUAUUACGACACCGCAUGGAUGGCCAGCUUAUACGAUGGUAAAAGGGAAUUCGUAGGCGGUGGAAGUCUUAUCUCUAAGCGCUUCGUUCUAACAGCUGCCCACAGCGGAGCCAAAAACCCACAGUAAUUAUAUAAUAUAUACUAUAUAUACAUAUAAUUGAUGAU
Molecule: messenger RNA, 333 nt
Organism: Drosophila takahashii
Lineage: Eukaryota; Metazoa; Arthropoda; Insecta; Diptera; Drosophilidae
Source: RefSeq, a predicted model, not a curated record